AUGAUGCAAAGAACAUAUUCAAUGAGGAAAUCGAGGGCACCAACAGCCUCAGAACUGGCCAACCCUCCUCCUCCACCUUCGAAGUCUAAGAAGAGCUUUUUCGGUUCCGGAUCGAUCAGCUCGAUCAUCCGCAGGCAGGCAGCCGGCUCGUUCGGUCCGGAAAUGUCGAGGAAGCUCGCACAGUUGAUAAAAAUCGAAAAAAGCUUGGAGAAAAGCAUGGAAGUUGUGGCCAAUGAGAGAAGACUGGUUGCCAAGCAGCUCUCUCUCUGGGGAGAAGACAACGAUGAUGACGUUUCGGACGUCACCGACAAGUUGGGCGUGCUCCUGUACGAAUUGGGCGAGUUGGAGGACCAAUUCAUCGACAAGUACGAUCUUUACAGGAUUACUUUGAAGUCCAUCCGGGAUAUCGAGUCUUCUGUGCAGCCCUCGAGGAACAGAAAGCAGAAGAUCACCGAUGAGAUUGCCCACCUCAAGUACAAGGACCCUCAAUCGCCUAAAAUCCCCGUCUUGGAGCAGGAAUUGGUCCGUGCAGAGGCAGAAUCGCUUGUUGCCGAGGCCCAGUUGUCCAACAUCACCAGAGAAAAGUUGAAGGCCGCCUAUUUGUACCAGUGCGACUCCUUGCGUGAGUUUGCCGAGAAGGAAGCUUUGAUUGCCGGAUACGGAAAGGCCCUCUUGGAGCUUCUAGACGAUGCUCCUGUUACACCCGGUGAAACUAGGGCUGCCUACGAUGGUUACGAAGCCUCAAAGCAGAUCAUCAUGGAUUGUGAAAAUGCCCUUGCAACGUGGACUUUGGACAAUUCUUACGUUAAGCAGCCUACUCUAUCCUUGAGCCAUGAUGAGGUGUAUGCUGCUGCAGAACAGGAUGGUGAUGAAGCUGCUGCUGCUCCAGUAGAUGGUGAAAAUGCAGAUGCUGCUCCUGAACCUGAGGAUGCUGCUCCUGAAACUGAGGAUGCUGCAGUUGACGCGUCAAAAACUGAAGCCUGA
Molecule: messenger RNA, 984 nt
Organism: Brettanomyces bruxellensis
Lineage: Eukaryota; Fungi; Ascomycota; Pichiomycetes; Pichiales; Pichiaceae
Gene: LSP1
Product: lipid-binding protein
Exons: 1
Coding region: 1-984 (327 amino acids)
Biological process (GO): endocytosis; negative regulation of protein kinase activity; eisosome assembly
Cellular component (GO): plasma membrane; eisosome filament
Molecular function (GO): lipid binding
Source: RefSeq, a predicted model, not a curated record